CAUUGCGACGGUGGCGAUGAAGGUGGCGGUGGCCGGGUGCUGCCACGGCGCCCUGGACAAGAUGUACGAGACGCUGGAGCUGCUGCAGCGGCGCCACAACGUGCGGCCCGACUUGCUGCUCUGCUGCGGGGACUUCCAGGCCGUGCGCAACGAGGCAGACCUGCGGUGCAUGGCCGUGCCGGCCAAGUACCGGCACAUGCAGACCUUCUACCGGUACUACUCGGGCGAGAAGAAAGCCCCGGUGCUCACGGUGUUCAUCGGCGGCAACCACGAGGCUUCCAACCACCUGCAGGAGCUGCCCUACGGCGGGUGGGUCGCGCCCAACAUCUACUACUUGGGUUACGCGGGCGUGGUGCGGUUCCGCGGCGUGAGGAUCGGCGGCAUCUCGGGCAUCUUCAAGUCUCACGACUACCGGAAAGGACACUUUGAGUGCCCACCAUACAACCAGCAGACCAUUAGAAGUGCUUACCAUGUGAGGAAUAUUGAAGUCUUCAAACUCAAACAGCUAAAGCGUCCCAUCGAUAUAUUUAUGUCACAUGACUGGCCAAGGAGCAUCUAUCACUAUGGAAACAAGAAACAGCUCCUCAAAAUGAAAUCCUUCUUCCGUCAAGAAGUGGAGAGCAACACAUUGGGAAGCCCUGCUGCUUCAGAGCUUCUGCAGCACCUGAAACCCACCUACUGGUUCUCAGCACAUCUACACGUUAAAUUUGCAGCUUUCAUGCAACACGAGACAAACUCCAAAGAAGAGUUACCAAAAGCAACCAAGUUCCUGGCUCUGGAUAAAUGCUUGCCCCACAGAGACUUCCUGCAGAUAAUAGACGUGGAACAUGAUCCCAAUGCAGGCGACUCACUGGAGUAUGAUGCUGAGUGGAUUGCAGUCCUCAAGGCCACCAACAGUCUUGUUAAUGUGACCCAGAGCUCCUGGAAUGUGCCUGAAAAGAAUGGCCUCUAUGCCAAGUGGGAUUACAGUGUGACAGAAGAAGCCAUUAAAGAGGUGUUAGAAGAGCUGAACAAUGACCUCAAAAUUCCUUGCAACUUCACACUGACAGCUGCUUGUUACGAUCCCAGCAAGCCCCAAAAAAACAUGGAGCCAGUUCAUACCAUCAAUCCACAGACCACUGAGUUCUGUGCCCAGUUUGGCCUCACUGACAUAAAUGACAGGAUCCAGCAGGCUAAAGAAGAGAGCUCAGGACGAGGUGAAUGUGAAGAGGAGGACGAAGAGGAGAUGGACAGUACUGGGUCAGCAGAGGAACCCAGUGAAUACAAUACAGAUAAUUCUGGCCUGUCAUGCUUUAAUCCAGAUGAAAUAAUGCUGGAUGAAGAAGGUGGUGAUGAAGACUUGAGUACAUGCUCUGUAGAUCCCUCCCCUGAUCACCCUCCUGAGUUCUCUACGAGCUUCUCUGACAUCCGGAUCAUGCCAGACUCCAUGGCGGUGUCCUCUGAUGAUGCCAUGGACUCCAACAACGAGGAGCUGGAGAAGUCUGGUGGGAGCAAGCAGGUAGAGGAAAAGAGCUCCACUGAGAGGUCAUUAAAGCGCAUCGGUGGUGAUGAAAAUGGGAACGGUGGUGUUAAAAAAAUCAGGAGAAGGAACCAAGCUAUCUAUGCUGCAGAGGAUGAAGAUAAAACAGAUUAAUACUUCACAGGGUGUGUAGCUAAGUUCUCUUCCAGCCUUUCUGUGGGAAUGUGGUGAGAAUUUUAGUGGACUGUGCGUGCUUUUAAUGUCACAUGAUCUUAGUCAUGUUACUUUCUCAAGCUCAGAGACUGGAUGUACUUCUCACAGGGAAGGUGAUUUAGAAUAGACAUCAAAGGAAGAAGCUGAGACUUUUUCAACAAAGAACUUUGUCAAAGGAUGUAAAGCUCAUAUAUCCUUGAUUUUGUUUCAGUUCUUGGUGUAUGGUGUAUACUCCAUAUCUUCAGCUGAACAAGACUCACCAUGCUUGUUUAACAAGAACUCUUAAACUGUAGCCUGAGUCCAAGUGAGAGGAUGUCUGACUUCCUAGACUAAGUGAUUUUAUUUUAUUGCUUUUGUCUUGUUUUAUACUGAACUAUUAAUACACUAUAGCAUACGCAAUAACCCUAUGAAUGAUAUUUGAAAAUAGAAUUCCCAUUAUAACAAAACAGCAAUAGAAGAAUGAAGAUUUUUGUUUCUGGUGAUAGUUAUGCCACAGAAAAACCUUGUGGUCAUAAGCAAAACAAUAUGUAUUGUCCAGGAUUAGCUUUUAAUUACAGUUCUGAUAGUAAACCAA
Pseudopodoces humilis (Tibetan ground-tit) is the source of this 2246-nucleotide messenger RNA. It is a transcript of the gene DBR1, whose product is annotated as debranching RNA lariats 1. NCBI's taxonomy places the organism in Eukaryota, Metazoa, Chordata, Aves, Passeriformes, Paridae. The record is from RefSeq and is a predicted model, not a curated record. Gene Ontology annotation, biological process: mRNA splicing, via spliceosome. Gene Ontology annotation, molecular function: RNA lariat debranching enzyme activity. Gene Ontology annotation, cellular component: nucleus.